AUGUCAACCUACGCAUCAUCAAUAACAACAACAACAACAACAACAACAAUUGUAGCAACAUCAAAUCAAACAAUAACAAAACGUCCAUUAUUAACGCCGUCCACAAUAGAAAUAUUAUUAGAAGAGGACGAACAACAAUGUUUACCAAUAAAUACAUUACAAAUCGAUCGAAUAUGUUCAAAAAUUUGUCGUGCACAAAAAAUACCAUUCGGAAAAUUCGACAAUAUCAAUCAACCUAUAACCGAUACACAUUAUUUACCUUAUUGUUCAAAUCUAUUAAAUCAAAUAAUAGUCAAAGAAAAUUUUUUCAACGAAACAACAGAAACAGAAUGUCGACAAACAUUAAUACAAAUAUUAGCAAACGACAAAGAAGCUCGACAAGCUACGGAUUAUUUUGCUACUUAUAUGGAAGCAAUAGAUUCAGCAUCAAAAGAAAAUCGUUAUUCAAUUAUAGAUUCCGACUGUCUAAAAGCUUAUCGAACAUGGGCUUGUUCAGUUAAAAUUCCAUAUUAUUAUCAAAAUCAUCUUAUACCGCCUUGUCAAACGAUCUGUGAUGAAGUCGAGCGUGUUUGUCCUACAUUUCGACCCAGUGAUCGUGAACCAUUAUUUGCUGGACAACCAUUAUUUUUUUGCCAUGGAGGUAUUGUAGAUAAUAUUGAUUAUGGUGAACGACCAUAUUGUUUUGAUACAUGUCAUAUAUAUCAUGGUUCACUUCAACGUCCUUCCUCGUUAUCAUCACCCAUAUCAAAUCAAACUUCUUCUUCUUCUUUUUCUUCUUCUUCUUCUGUACCUUCAAUAGCAAAAUUUAUUGAAGGCAUUGUGACUACACCGCCAUGUUUUGAAAUCAAAACGUUAUCGCCUUCUUCAUCUGAACAAAACAAAUCAUCAUUAGUAUUUGUCGACGAAUCGAUAUUUGAUAAUACAAGUAAUACAUCUCUUUCUUCUUCAGCUAUAACUAUCAUAUCGUCAUCUUGGUCGUCGUCUAUUAUUUUAACUUUUAUUCUUCGUUUUUCAAUGAAAAUUCUUAUAUGA
Rotaria sp. Silwood2 is the source of this 1032-nucleotide messenger RNA. NCBI's taxonomy places the organism in Eukaryota, Metazoa, Rotifera, Eurotatoria, Philodinida, Philodinidae. The record is from the annotation of a GenBank genome assembly.